AUGACGGCUCAAACUCACUUGAACCCGGUUGACCAAGGGCAUGGCCACUCCAGGGCCUUAGAAAACGAUGUCCCCAUGCAGGGUGCCGGCUUCUAUAAUGCACACUCGGCCCUCCAGGCGGCUGCCAUGCAUCGAGCGUUGCCUCUGUUUGAUACCAUUCCGGUCAACACUGCAUCUGAACUGUUUACCGUCGUCGAGUAUGGUUGUGCCCAGGGGGCGAAUUCACUAUUGCCGUUCAAACACAUUCUCAAGCUUCGCUUCUCAGCCGAGAAUGCAAACACACACGAAGCCCAUCUGAUCCUCUCAGAUCGUCCGGGCAACGAUUUCAACACCCUCGUGCAAACCAUCAGCCAGGCAGAGUGGCUCCCUGAAAUGCCCCAACGGCCUACGAUAUUCACAUCGAUGGUGGCCAGGAGCUUCUACGACCGCGUCGUCCCGGAAAACACCGUCGACGUCGGAUUCUCCCUGGCGACCCUACAUCAUCUGGAACGAUCGCCUUCAUACACUCCGGCAUCUAACAAUGCAGAUGAGAACCAGGAACUGAACCGACAACAGGCACACGAGGACCUCAUUCGCUUCCUGUCUCUGCGCGCUCAGGAGCUUCGACAAGGUGGUUCUUUGGUCCUCUCCUUCGUGAGUCAAUCAUCGACAGGAGUCCCCAAUUACCCUGACCUGGUGGAUGCUUGCCGACAAGCCAUGAUCCAGAUGGUCAUGGACGGGAGGAUUUCCCCCCAGGUGGCCGGCGCGUUCCAUGUUCCCACCUACGAUCGGACGAUAGAGGACGUUCAACGGUCUCUGGCCCACGUUAACCAUCUCUGGCAGACGGAGGAGCUCUUCGAGGCGGAAAUCACCCAUCCCGCGUACGAGCAGCUGCAGCAAGCAAAAACUCGGGGCGUCGAGUCUGAAACUGCAAGCCGAUCGUACGCGGAUACCGUGGUGGAUUGGAUGAUGGCUGUCAUCGCGGGAUACUUUGCCAAAGCGUUGCAAGUGGCGGCGUCCGGACUGGACGAAGGUGCCCGCGAGGGAUUGUUGGUGGAAUGGAGCAAGCUGACUAAGGAGGUCUUUCUGCAGCAGCACCGUGAUAGUCGAGUGAGCUGUUGGUUUAUUUUUGUCAAACUCCUUCGUGUUUAG
Molecule: messenger RNA, 1131 nt
Organism: Aspergillus thermomutatus
Lineage: Eukaryota; Fungi; Ascomycota; Eurotiomycetes; Eurotiales; Aspergillaceae
Exons: 2
Coding region: 1-1131 (376 amino acids)
Biological process (GO): methylation
Molecular function (GO): S-adenosylmethionine-dependent methyltransferase activity
Source: RefSeq, a predicted model, not a curated record